UUCUCGUACAACUUCCACACCGUGUUGAAUUUUUCUCCUCGAGCUUAUUCAUUUAUUUCUUCCGCACUUGCAUUUCUCAUCUUCGUUUUACAUUUUCAUCGAUCAACAAAAUUUAAACCACAUUGCACAAGCAAUCAUCGAUCAUGGUGAGUGACACAAAUGCUAGUAAUGCUGAUAGUAAUAGUGUGAUCAGCCCGUUUGGCGAGCUCAGUGUGCAUUUAUCUGAUUCGGAACUCCGAGAGACCGCUUUCGAGAUCUUCGUUGCGGCCUCUCGGAGCGCGAAAGCUGGCCGGACACUGAAUUAUGUCUCUUCUUCUUCUUACUCGCCGGGGAAGAAGGUGUGGGCCAAGAACUUGGUGGGCAGUCAGCAAAACUCACGAGCUGUGAGCAUGGGAGAGGUGAUGAGAGUCCAGAUGCGGAUUUCUGAGGAGUUUGAUUCCAGGGUCAGACGUGCGUUGCUUAGAAUCACUGCUGGACAGUUAGGAAGGCGGAUGGAGUCUCUGGUUUUACCUUUAGAGCUAUUACAGCAACUUAAAGCUUCAGAUUUUUCCUCUGUAAGGGAAUAUGAAGCAAGUCAAAAACGGAUAUUGAAGGUUCUUGAAGCUGGUGUCCUCCAACAUCCUCACAUGCCUCUUGAUAAGACGAAUGCUGCUGCUAGAAAACUUCGAGAGAUUAUUCAAGGGGGCUUAGAGAGACCCAUUGACACUGGAAGACACAGUGAAACAAUGCAGGCUCUCUGGAACAAUGUUAUGUCACUAGCUUGUAGAUCAUUUGAUGGGUCUGUCUCUGAUAUAUGUCAUUGGGCAGAUGGGGUUCCUCUUAAUCUCAGACUAUAUCAAACACUUUUGGAAUCUUGCUUUGAUAUUAAUAAGGCAACAUCUGUUGUUGAAGAGGCCGAUGAACUACUAGAGCUUAUAAAGAAAACGUGGGGGAUUCUUGGAAUAAACCUAGCAUACCAUAAUCUCUGCCUUUCAUGGGUGUUAUAUGACCGUUAUGUUGCUACAGGUGAAGUUGAAAAUGACCUGCUCAAUGCUGCUCAUAAAUUAUUUUUAGAAGUAGAGAAGGAUGCAAAGGGAACAAAGGAUCCUGCUUACUUCAAGAUAUUGAGUUCUGCUUUGAGCUCCGUUUUGAGUUGGGCUGACAGAAAGUUUACUGCGUACCAUGAGACCUUCUACAGAGGUAACAUUGAUGUUAUGGAAACUGCUCUAUCCCUCAUUUCCUUGGCCAAUAAUAUACUCGUGGAAGACAUGUCUCAUGAAUAUGGUAGGGAAAGCAGAAAAGUUGACAUCUCACGGGACAGAAUUGACAAUUACAUUAGGUCUUCAAUGCGCAGUGCAUUCAUUCAGAAAAAGGAGAAAAUAUAUUUAAGCAGACGGUCGUCAAGCCACCAGCAGAACGCUCUUCCGGUUCUCUCCAUCCUUGUACAAGACACAUGUGAUCUUGCUUUUAAUGAGAAGGAAAUAUAUAGUCCUUUGUUGAAGAGAUGGCACCCUCUUGCCACUGGUGUGGCAGUAGCAACCUUGCAUGCUUGCUAUGCAAAGGAACUUAAGCAGUUUGUAUCUGGUAUCAGUGAACUGACCCCUGAUGCUAUACAAGUGUUGAUAGCUGCUGAUAAGCUUGAAAAGAAUCUUGUGCAGAUGGCAGUUGAAGAUUCAGUUGAUAGCGAGGACGGUGGAAUAUCAAUAAUUCAGGAGAUGACUCCUUAUGAGGCUGAAGUUGUGAUUACAAGUCUAGUAAAAUCUUGGAUAAGGACAAGAAUAGACAGGCUUAAGGAAUGGGUUGUCAGAAAUCUGCAACAAGAGGUCUGGAACCCACAAGCAAACAAAGAACGAUUUGCUCCAUCAGCUGUGGAGGUUUUACGGAUAGCAGAUGAAACUUUGGAGGCAUUCUUUUUGUUGCCAAUACUGAGGCAUCCUGCAUUACUACCUGACUUAAUGAGCAGUCUCGAUAAAUGCCUCCAGUAUUACAUAUUAACCACAGUAUCCGGCUGCGGAUCUCAAGGUAAAUUCCUUCCAGACAUUCCUGAUUUGACUAGAUGUACAGCUGGAUCGAAACUCCAAGCUGUCUUCAGGAAGAAAGAUAUGUUAGUUCAAAGGAGGAAACCUCGAGUUGGGGUUAUAAAUGAGGAGGACAACAUGGGAAUUCCACAACUUUGUGUUCGCAUUAAUACUUUGCAUCACAUACGGAAAGAUUUGGAUAUUUUAGAAAAUAGAAUGAUCACUCAUUUGAGAAAUGCCGGAUAUACUCAAUCAAAUGAUAUGGGGAAAAUAUUUAAUCUUUCACAAACUGCUUGUUUAGAAGGCGUCCAACAACUGUGUGUGGCCACUGCAUACAAAGUCAUAUUUCAUGAUUUAAGUCCCGUAUUUUGGGAUGGUCUAUACGUUGGGGAAGUUUCUUCUUCAAGGAUUGAACCUUUUCUUCAGGAUCUAGAGCAAUACCUGGAGAUUAUGUCAUCCAUAGUUCAUGACAGAGUCCGCACUCGCCUGAUAGCGGAUGUAAUGAAAGCUUCUCUUGAUGGUUUUUUGCUGGUUUUGCUUGCUGGAGGCCCAUCUCGUGCUUAUUCUGUGGAAGAUUCUAUUAUGAUAGAGGAAGACUUCAAUUUUCUUACAGAUUUGUUCUGGUCUAACGGUAAUGGAUUGCAAACUGAAUUAAUAGAUAAAUUUGCAGUCACUGUGAAACGCAUACUUCCUCUUCUCUACAUGGAUACUCAAAGCCUCAUUGAACAAUUUAGGACUUCCAUAUUGAAUGUGUAUGGCUCGUCUGCUACAUUCAAGCUUCCAUUGCCUCUAACAUCUGGUCAGUGGAAUCCUGCAGAACCUAGUACUAUCUUACAUGUUUUGUGUCAUCGAAACGACAAGCAGGCAACAAAUUUUCUUAAGAAGACGUACAACUUGCCCAAGAAACUGUGAUCGGCUUGAUUAGAAUCCAGUAACCAACUUACUAACUUGCAAACUAGAAAACAAAUGCUACGUGUACAUAAUAUUAAUUUAUUGUAUGUGCAAAUUUUUAAAGAGUGAUGUUUAGAGCACAUUGAUGAACUUGUCCAUCAGUAAGUUGUUGAGCAACUUGCAUUAUCAGGAGGGCAUCACAUUAUGCGUAAAUCUGGAUACAGACAAUGGCUUCUGUGCAUCUUAGAGAUUGUAAGACUGUUUACAUGUAAAUGAUGUUUGCUGUUUUUUAACUGUAAAUUGUCUAUAUCAGGCUUCAGUUUUAGUUCUCAUC
Messenger RNA from Daucus carota subsp. sativus, 3222 nucleotides. RefSeq names its product protein unc-13 homolog. The record is from RefSeq and is a predicted model, not a curated record. Lineage: Eukaryota; Viridiplantae; Streptophyta; Magnoliopsida; Apiales; Apiaceae. The transcript is spliced from 5 exons. Bases 144 to 2909 code for a protein of 921 amino acids.